Messenger RNA from Phanerochaete carnosa HHB-10118-sp, 727 nucleotides. RefSeq lists its product as uncharacterized. Gene Ontology annotation, molecular function: structural constituent of ribosome. Gene Ontology annotation, biological process: translation. The record is from RefSeq and is a predicted model, not a curated record. The coding region runs from base 35 to 445 and encodes 136 amino acids. The transcript has 5 exons. NCBI's taxonomy places the organism in Eukaryota, Fungi, Basidiomycota, Agaricomycetes, Polyporales, Phanerochaetaceae. Gene Ontology annotation, cellular component: ribosome; cytosolic large ribosomal subunit.
UCGACGCCGACGCCCUGUCCCGCCACUUCAAGACAUGCCUCGAGUAUACAAACCCGGAAAGGUCGCCAUCGUGCUGUCCGGCCGCCAUGCAGGCAAGAAGGUCGUUGUGAUAAAGCAGCUCGAUGAGGGCACCAAGGAGCGCCCCUACCCCCAUGCCAUCGUUGCGGGCAUCGAGCGCUACCCAUUGAAGGUCACCAAGCGCAUGGGUGCGAAGAAACUUGCGAAGAGGAGCAAGGUCAAGCCUUUCAUUAAGGUUAUCAACUACUCCCACUUGUUCCCGACACGUUAUGCCCUUGAACUCGAGAGCUUGAAGGGAUCCGUACAGUCUGAGACCUUCAAGGAGCCCUCACAGCGUGAGGACGCAAAGAAGCUUAUCAAGAAGCAAUUGGAGGAAAGGCAUGCGGGUGGCAAGAACAAGUGGUUCUUCCAACCUCUUCACUUCUAGAUUCGGAUCGCUUUCUCUCGGGCUAUUGAGGAUGCCUUUUCAAAAUUCUCUCCCUGUACGCAUAUAACUCGUACCGAUGUGAUUAGUCCCGGGCCGCACGAUCCCAUCCUGCCUGGCGGCCUGCUUCUCAUUCCGCAUACCAGCUGGUCCCAUUCGGCACCCUUCUAUGGCCGGUGCUUCUCAUGUACUCUCCUCAAGUCUUUAUGCACUUAUGGCUCAUAGCAGCACUGCUUGGUUUGUUUGAGGGGCCUCAACUAUAUCCGGAAGUGGCUCCAAAUCUCG